Molecule: messenger RNA, 768 nt
Organism: Fusarium sp. VM40
Lineage: Eukaryota; Fungi; Ascomycota; Sordariomycetes; Hypocreales; Nectriaceae
Source: the annotation of a GenBank genome assembly
AUGAAGCGCUCACGAGAGAUCGAAGAAGAGCUAGAUUCAGAUUCUGAACAUACACAAACGGAACCGUCCCUACGUCAAGUGUCAAAGCUCACCCAGCUUGACUCCGCCAUCGACGACGAGGAAGAUAUAGUAGCCAUGAGAUGCAAUUUGCCUCCCCACCGGGAGCCCCUGGCCUUCAGAUCCUACGACGAAUACGAGGUGCACUAUAACAAGACUCACACUAACCGAUGUCUUGAGUGCCGCAAGAACUUUCCCAGCGAGCAUUUGCUCAACGUACAUAUUGAAGAAUGCCAUGAUCCGCUAGUAACCGUCAAGAAAGAACAGGGCGAGCAUACUUACUCGUGCUUUGUUGAAGGAUGUGAACGCAAGUGCAUGACACAUCAGAAACGACGGAUGCAUCUCAUUGACAAGCACAUGUACCCCAAGAACUUCUUCUUUGCCGUUACAAGGGACGGCAUUGACGGUAGGCGGUCUCUGCUAAAUGACAGCAGUCAUCAUCGCCGCCGAUCAUCAACCAAUUCACAAGCUACCAAGAGCUCUCGACGUCGUGCCAGUCUCAAGGAGGGCGAAACCUCUCCUUCACAGCAUGAACCCAAAUCACAGCAGGAGCCCAAGUCGCCAACGGCCCAAAGGGUGGAGAGGAAGGAGGAGAAAGUCAAGCCAGUGGACACGGACAUGGCGGACCUUGCAGGUGCCAUGUCCUCGCUGUCCUUUGUCCCACCAAGCGUCCGAUUUGGACGAGGAAGAGCCGGCUUCGCCAAGAAUUAA